AUUUCGAGAUGGGCUUCAUGAUAAGGUUUGUAAUGGGCUAGUUACUAAUUUUAAUGGGCUUACACUAACCAGCUAAGGCCUCAUUUUCUGAGUCCAUAUCGUGGUCAAAGCACUAAUUAUUAAUUGGGCCAGAAUAGGAAAGCUUAUUUUCAGUUCUAAUUUUUUUUUUGUCAAAGGGUAUAAAAGUAGGUAUAUACGGUUGAUAUGGAAAAAAAUUAAAUACAGAUACAGGUAACAAAUAAGGGUAUACAGACAACUGUUACGGCGAAACGAAAGCUGAAAUGUAACAAUAUGAUUGGCGGAAAUAAAGUAAAUAAAUACAUAUGAAUGUGAAGCAUAUUUUAUGGAAUUAUUUUAAUUGGGGAAAAAAUAAAAGGAGAAAAUGCGUUGAACAGGCUGUAUAGUUUUUGUGAACAAAUGGGGGACUGAAGACAACAACACUCUUCUUCUCCCUCUUUGUCCUUUUGACUCUCUCUCUCUCUCCUCCCUUUCCCCACCGGCGAACCAUUCCUUCUCUCUCCUCCUUUUUCCCCACCGCCGACCAUUCCUCCAUUUGCUUCUUCCUCUCUCCUCACCUCAAUUCUCACCAAUAAAGUUUCAAUUUUUAACCUUUUUGUUGAACUCUUCUCCACACUCAGACGUGACGCCGACUCUUUACUGAGUCUCGCCCUGGGGCACUUUUCUCCAGAGGCGAAGACGUUGAAGGACACCAAGAAUGAGGAUUCUCUGUUGUCUCCAGGUGCUUCUCUUUCUCUAUCUCUUCUCUUACCAUCUCUCUGCUCAAUCUCCUCCGACCAAUGCGUCUUCUCUUGAUUCCCUUCUUCAAGAUUACUCCUUUAGAGCUUUCGUCCGUCCCCGCACCGGCAUUCUCUACGACGCCGUCACCGUUCCUCCGAAUCUAACGGGGAUCAAACUCUCCGCCAUGAGGCUCAGAAGCGGGAGCUUGAGGAGACGAGGAGUCCUUUCCUUAAAACAGUUCUCGAUUCCCAAAGGCGUAAUCGUGAAGCCGUACGUGACAAGGCUCGUCUUUGUCUACCAAAACCUAGCGAACUUCUCUCAGUUGUAUUACCCUUUGUCUGGUUACGACUAUGUUGCUCCCGUGGUUGGUCUUCUCGCUUACGAUGCUAAAAAUCUCUCCGCCGUUAACUUACGGGAGCUCGAGAUAACGGCGUCAAAGGAUCCUAUAAGAAUCGACUUCUCUGAUCUGGAACCGAUCCCUCAAGGAGGGAGUGUUGUUGAGUGCGUUAGCUUUGACUCUAGUGGUAAAGCGAGUUUCAGCGAUUCGAUUAAGAACACAUGCGAGACGGAGAGGCAGGGGCAUUUCUCGGUGGUGGUGAAGUCUGUUCCGUCUGCUCCUUCUCCAGCUCCGGGGGGUGAGGAAAGGAAGGAGAAGAAGAAGAGCUCUGAGUCUAACUCAAGAACUUGGAUCACCGUUGGUUCGGUGUUGGGUGGGUUGGUGCUGUUGGGGCUUUUGAUGUUUCUGGUUCUGCGGUGUCGGAAGUACAAGAAGCAGGAGAGGAUGAGGGAGAUGGAGAGAGCUGGGGAGACAGGGGAGGCUCUGAGGAUGACUCAGGUCGGUGAGACGAGAGCACCGACUGCUGCUACGACUCGUACACAACCGGUUCUUGAAACUGAAUACGCAGCUUAGAAGUGUACAUCUUCUUCUUCAUCUUUGAUCAUAUGUUACUGUCUUUUUUUCUUUUCCCUACAAUUAUUUUUCUUUUUGGUAAAGUGUUUUUUUCUGAUUAUUUGUUCGUUGUGAUUAGCAAGUUGAAACUUUACUUUCAUCUUGUUUUAUCUACGGGUGAUUUAAGGAAAUAAGUAUUAUUGUUUUCACCUUUUCUGAUCUCAUAUCACUAAGUUUGGUGGAAGAUAUGGAUUGUUUCUGGAGUACACUCACAUUUUGUUUCCUUUCUAACUACUUUUGCUGUAAAGCAUUGAUCUUUUUUUUGUAAUAAUGUCAUCACCUUUUGUUUGACAAGAAUAUAACUUAAGGAGAUGAUGUCAUGGAUAACAUCCACUCUCAACCUUGAGUUUAGGAUUCUUCAAAAGAUAGUAUUCAAAUGUUUUAUUGUAGCUA
Messenger RNA from Brassica rapa (field mustard), 2080 nucleotides. RefSeq lists its product as uncharacterized. Lineage: Eukaryota; Viridiplantae; Streptophyta; Magnoliopsida; Brassicales; Brassicaceae. Gene Ontology annotation, cellular component: membrane. The record is from RefSeq and is a predicted model, not a curated record.